UAUGACUAAUAAAUUUGUUUCUCAUUCGAUUUUGACAUCCAAAGAUGGACUAGAAUUUUAGGAAGUAAAGAGGGAUCAACCAAUUCAAGUUUAAGAGAAGAAGUUAUCCUUCAUGACACUCUCAGAAUAAAUUGUCGAAUAAGAAAAACUAGAUCAAUUGCUGAGACCAGAAGUAACCAAAAUGCAAAGGAAAAAACAAACCAAACCCAACAUUUAUGAAAAGACCAAACCUUUAACAGAUGAAGGUAUUUAAAAUCAACAUUAACUAUUGUAGAUAACCUAGAGUAUGUUGAAGAGAGUGGAUUUAAAUAGGAAAUAUUUAACGAGGAAGAUUUCGACUUUUUUUAAUAUUAUGGUUAGUUAAGGGAAAUAGAAAAUCGAAAAAUAAAAAUUGAAAGAGAACAUAUUAAGCAAUUCAAAUAAAGACGAUCUGAAUUAACCAUUGAUAGCACACCUUAAAUUGUUGUUUAAAAGGAGGCUCAAACAUCCGAUAAAGUCUACUCUGUGGGUUCAAUCAAAGUGGUCAAGUUAAAGAUCAAGCCUCCUUAGUUUUUAGAGGAUCUGAAUCAUGAUAAUAAUAAGGAAGAAACUAAAAAUGUUGACAAAGAAGAAAACAAUUAAUAAAUCAAAAAUCCAAAUCAAAAGAGUUUCAAACCACUUGUGAGUGAUGACGAUGAUAAUAUACCAGAGCCACCUGUAUAGAAGAAGACAAAACUUGUAGAGUAUGAUUCCGAAUGAAC
This is a messenger RNA of Paramecium octaurelia, 740 nucleotides long. Lineage: Eukaryota; Ciliophora; Oligohymenophorea; Peniculida; Parameciidae. The record is from the annotation of a GenBank genome assembly.